Mesorhabditis belari is the source of this 243-nucleotide messenger RNA. Lineage: Eukaryota; Metazoa; Nematoda; Chromadorea; Rhabditida; Rhabditidae. The record is from the annotation of a GenBank genome assembly.
AUGGACUCAAAUCUACGCUUUUCUUUGUUGAUUGUCGUGUUUUUGAUUGCACAGAGAACAUCAGCUCAAUGUUUCGACUCAGAUCCUAACUGUGAAUUGUAUGUGAUGAACGGUUUCUGCAAUUCGAAUCUCUAUUCGCGAGCUCAAGUUCAAUUCUAUUGUGCGAAAUCGUGUGGAUUUUGUGAGGUAAAUUCGAAUACAAACAAUCGAAUGAACAAUAAUCGAGGGAAUAAUCGGAGAGGA